AGGAGACUUCUCUUUUGCAGCACAUUAGAUCAGAUCAAGAUGGAUGAGGCUACUUUGAGAAGUCUUAUACAGGCAUUAGAAACGAUUCACAACCCAACCAGUGCAAAUGAAGCUCGCCGACAAGCGGAAGAUUUUUGCGAGGAUAUGAGGCGUCAUGCAGCGGCACCCAUGUAUGGAUAUUACCUCGCACACAAAGACAAACAGCAACCAGAUGUACUACGCCACUUUGGGGUAGGACUCAUGGAAUACUGUGUUCGCUAUCGUUGGACUGAUGACACUUUAAUUCAAGAGACGAAGGAGUCGCUCAAGCAAGGCGCUAUGUCGCUUAUAUCAGAGGGCCUCAAGCCAAUGCUAGAGGAACAGUCAUUUAUAAAGGAAAAAGUGGCGCGUCUUUUCGUGGCAAUUGCAGAGCGUGAAUGGCCCCUUUAUUGGCCUAGUAUGAAUACUUUCCUGAAAGAGCAGUUCUUUAAAGAUGAAUUAGGAAAAGAAAUGGUAUUGCUGAUUUUAAAAUCGAUUUGCGAGGAUGUUUGGAUUUACAAUGAUCCGCUAGCAGCGCUAAGACAACAGGAAUUGAGGACAGGGCUUUUGGAGAUCAUGGCGAGCCAAGAUAUAUUGAAGAAGCUGUAUCCAGAUGGGUGGGAUAGAGGCAAAAAGGAUAUAGAAUUUAUGUAUGGCGAGGAAGGUAAUGAAGGCUGGACCAAGCGAAUAAGCAGCCUACUGCAGGACAUUCUACCCCAUUGCCAAUCAGAGACCAUAACGCUAAAGGAUGAAAAGCUCGCAGUCGCAGCUUUGAAAACGCUUGCAGUAACUUUGGACUGGAUCCUCUGUCCUACAAUCGCAUCAUCUCCUAUUGUCCAGCUUAUCUGUCAGACUCUGUUGUCGCCUUCCAUAAAGAUCCGUUUGGCUGGCGCAGAGUGUUAUGAUUCCUUAGCAUGCAGAAACAUGACAGAUGUGGAGAGAAAUGAAGUUCUUUGGCCGGUCUUGGACCAAGGUGGAAUGGAUUUGAUAUCAAGAGCUUAUCUGAUGUACGCUACACAGCUUGUGCAAGGAGGAGCCUAUGAGUUUGUACAAAAAAUGGUGCAGGCCACCGUCAAUCUUGGAGAACAACAGCUUUGCGCAAAGCGCAAUACACACGCUCCUAAAGAUCUAUUCAUACUUCUUCAGCUAUUACACUCGAUGGCGUCCCAUCCCUCAGUCUUAAUAGUAUCAAUUGUGACAUUUUUCUGGUCAACUAUCUUGCGUCAUGAAACAUUUUCAAAGAACUCUGUCGUGUGUUCAUUUGCUCCAAAGCUCUUGGAAAUAUACUCUGCCCAUCUAGCAAAGGACAUCAAGAACCGAUGGAAUCGGGACCCUAUUUAUAAACAUUUUGCCAUUAUUGACUUCGACUCCUUUUCUGAAUUUCAAGGGAGAGCUUUGCAACUCUUCCAGAGGGCGGCCGAUGUGAUCCGCCUCGUUGUGCCAAUCAUACCACUAGACGCGUUCUUUUGGGUAGCAAACCGAGUCUCCGAGGUCCUCAUGAUGGAGUUUCCUUUCGAAAACGUCAAGGAAACAUCACAGUUCAAGGUCUUUGAUGGUACUCUCACACUCAUGGAAACAACAGUAUCCAGUCUGACAGAGAUCAUGUCCAAUAAAGCUCAUCCUCAAUCUACACAGUUGCUUGGGGGCAUGAAUUCUGUUCUUAGUGUUAUCAUCGAGUAUGACGGCAAGUGCUCUGUAGCUCUAGAAAGAGUUCUCGCAUCUAUUCCAGCGUUCUCAGAUAUGUUUAAGCAAAAUUCAACGCUGCUAUACCGUUCAUUGGAUAAGCUAUUCAAGGCCGUUGAAUAUCCUUCAUUAGAUAAGUCCCUUUCGAAUGGCGCCCGAAUGAGUGACAUGGCUGCAAAUACCCUUGUUAAGAUUGGUAGGGCAAUCCCUAAUAUACUCUAUCCAAUCUAUGGUGAGAUUGAGUCUGCAAUUCAGCGUUUGGUUGAACAAAACAUUAUUACACAAGGCCUCAAGAAAACUCUCCAAAGUUUUCUGUUAGUUAUUGGAUUCAAUUCAGAUUUACCAGUAAACCAGACUGCUAUCUUUGAAAAAGUCGUCCUACCCGUAAUUAUCGACUUUCAGUCGACGAGCGUAACGGAAGCAUUAUCAACUCCACGAGCAUUUUUAACAUAUGUUGGGGUGGAUGACCUAUGCACAGCAGCCUCCAAAACCCUUCAACCAGUGGAAAUCAACCAACUAAAGGGGACAAUUAUCCAACGUCGACAGAUAAAGAGUCUGGUUGAGGCUUUACACACUUUCAUGAAGGAGACUAUUGAUGUUAAAAACCCUCACACGAUGGAACCCUGGGCAUUUCAUCUAAGCUCGAUCAUGCCCAAUUUGUUUUCAACAAUGCGUUCUCUAAACGCCAUAUGCAAUGAACAGGUAUGGACGAACGUGAAUACGGAUAUUAGGGACCACAUCUUAUCGCUCUCAGCAGAAGACAAGAUCGUAUUAGUGACAGGAAAGACAGCACCCAGCGCUUUCUUUGGACGAUCUGCCGAAUCAGACCUAGUCAAAUUGGCAUUGGAUAUUAAAAUUUGGUUGGCUGUGCUGAGAGAUCAAUCCUAUCGAGUCCUUGCUCAAAUCUCGCUACUCGGAUCCUCGUUCUAUGCGACCCCAUCAUUGCAGGUUAUGUUGGAGCAAUCGUUAUUUGAGCAUGUGGACUUUAUCAAUAAUCGUCAAUUAAGAUUUCUUAUUAACUAUGCGGUACAGCCGCUGGUUAAGAACUGCCCAGAACCCUACAUGGACUCAGUCCUUUCGCAUCUAUUGAUGCAUUUAUUUUCGUAUCUGGAUCAACGCUUACGUAAUGACUGGGCUUUGGCAUCUGAAGAGGGAUUGGUCAUAGAUGAAAUGGAGGAUGAAGGAGACAGUGAAGACGUGGAUAUUUCAGAUGGAAUUGCCAGAGAAGCAAUGCUGCGAGACCUUACGCGAGACGUUGCUAGCUUUGUUUGUUCAAUUUUGGAGUUUGGUAAGCAAAAGCCUAUGAUUCAAGAUCCUGGAAAUAGCGCAACAGCCUCUACGAUCAUGCAGAAAGAAAUCACGCCCCUAGCGUUAUCUAUUUUAUCAAGACAGGCCAUUGCACAAGCCGUCAUCACUCUAUUGUGUCACAUUGUGACUCUCAAGGACACAAAGGCAUGUGUACGCGCAGUGGAUGCCAUUCAGCGUACUCUGGUUGUAUUGGUCCAGAAUUCCCCCGGGACAAAAGAUAUCAUUGGUGCAUUUUCAGCAAUGGUUCUUAAGGCAGCAAUGGAAGCCAUCCACGAUCCUUAUCAUCAAGAGGGCCAAGAAAAAUUAAUUCAACUUAUCACGGAAGUUUAUGUUGAGGUUCGUCCGUAUGAUAUAGCGCCCAAGGCAGUUUUUCAACAGGCGUUAGGUGCAGACAUUCAACGUCUUGAGGAAUUCGAGCAGGAGCUUGCAAAAUCCACCAGUAAUCGAACUAAAAAACAUGCACUUGUGAAAAACUUUUUGCAAAGCAUUAUUGGAGUUGCAAAGUCAGAGUGGUUUAAGCAGAAGUUGGUUGGCGAUAAUCCUACGCCUGGUAGGACUAUUGAUGUAAAGUAUGACCGCCCUUCAAAGUCUGUGCUAGAUUCUGAGGAGCAUGACGACAUUGGCGAGGGUCUUGCAUCGUUGUUUGAUGAAUAAAUUAAAAU
Messenger RNA from Lobosporangium transversale, 3671 nucleotides. RefSeq names its product armadillo-type protein. Gene Ontology annotation, biological process: protein export from nucleus; RNA export from nucleus. The transcript is spliced from 17 exons. Gene Ontology annotation, cellular component: nucleus; RNA nuclear export complex; cytoplasm. The coding region runs from base 40 to 3663 and encodes 1207 amino acids. Gene Ontology annotation, molecular function: RNA binding; nuclear export signal receptor activity. The record is from RefSeq and is a predicted model, not a curated record. Lineage: Eukaryota; Fungi; Mortierellomycota; Mortierellomycetes; Mortierellales; Mortierellaceae.